Messenger RNA from Zophobas morio, 1368 nucleotides. Its product is annotated as venom serine protease-like. The record is from RefSeq and is a predicted model, not a curated record. Gene Ontology annotation, molecular function: serine-type endopeptidase activity. The transcript has 8 exons. Gene Ontology annotation, biological process: proteolysis. Bases 1 to 1368 code for a protein of 455 amino acids. Lineage: Eukaryota; Metazoa; Arthropoda; Insecta; Coleoptera; Tenebrionidae.
AUGCUCUCACAUGCAGACCUAGAGAUAGAUCCAGUCUGCGAUAGGAAAAUAAAUUUGUGGAAACGAGUUGUUAUAAAAAAAGAAACAGAGGAUCCGGUGAACCUGGUCUUCCCUUUACAUCGAUCUACAAAAGCUUGCAGAUGGAUAGUAGAAAAUGCCGACGGCAAUAGAAUGCGUGUGAGUUGUGACAUGGUUAAGAUACCCGCGUCAGAAAACUGUGAACAAGAAAAACUCUCCAUUUCCACUACAGGAGAUAAAGAAUUUAGAGAUGCUAGGAACUAUUGUGGAAAUACUACUUUCAUUGAAUAUACUAAAGGAAAUCGACUUGCAGUUGCGCAAUUUGCGGAAGGUGCUAUCCAAGGCACGUACAGUUGUGUUGUACAAUCCUUGAGUGAACAAUCAAACUGCUCUUGCGGGUAUGAAUCUCCAAAGUCUAACGACGACGGAAAAGCUACGAUCACGGAGUACCCCUCUACUGCAGCACUGAUGUUUAUUGCAACAGAAGAAGCCUUUUGUGGAGCGACUAUAAUAUCACCCAGAUAUGCUGUAACAGCAGCUAGUUGCACAGAAAAUUGGGAUUCUGACGAUUUGGCUUUGUUGGUUGGCAGCGACGAUCACAACCUUGACACAGUUACCAACACUACUGAUGUUAUUCCUAUCUGGCUCAUAGAGCGACACCCCUUAUACAGCAGCUACAAGUUUGCGUACGACAUAGCUCUCCUUCACACUCAUAGAGAGAUUCACUUCAACUCGGUAGUGACACCUGUGUGUUUGCCUUUCAAGAACAGUUUUCACAGUCUCGAAGGAAAAACACUCACAGCUUUAGAUUGGGGUUUUCACAACACUUCUGGUCACAUUGCUUUGCGCAGAGUACAGUGGUCUGUUAUUUCUAAUGAGACUUGCAACAAUGCUCUUGCUAGAAAGUACAUGAAUGGGAUAUUUUCGCACCAAUUUUGUACUCGCGGAAGUACAAUAUGUCGUCCUAAUAAAGGUGGUCCUCUUCUGUGGAAAGAUCCCGACAGUUCGAAACUACAGUUGGUGGGAAUUAUUUCUUAUAGUUUUGAUUGUGGAAUCUCAAACUCUGUGGUCAAUACGAACAUUUAUGAGUUGUUGCCAUGGAUUGUUUCGUACUCCAUUGGUGAUGAUUUUUGCCUCAAGCCGACCCACCAUCAAGAAGCUUUUCACAACCCUCUCGAGUCCUACACCAAUGGGGGUCGGCACCUGGAGACGGCAGUCCCCUGUGGGACUUGGAGGCCCGUCUCUAGGUACCAGGCUUUGUUAGUUCAAGGGGGCACCUCGUUAAGAUCGGGACUGGUGAACCCAUUGGCCUACUACCUUGCUGCGGUGGGCAUCUGGGCCACGACGUAG